Messenger RNA from Suillus bovinus, 771 nucleotides. Its product is annotated as proteasome assembly chaperone 2. The transcript is spliced from 5 exons. Bases 1 to 771 code for a protein of 256 amino acids. The record is from RefSeq and is a predicted model, not a curated record. Gene Ontology annotation, cellular component: cytosol; nucleus. Lineage: Eukaryota; Fungi; Basidiomycota; Agaricomycetes; Boletales; Suillaceae. Gene Ontology annotation, biological process: proteasome assembly.
AUGACAUUUUAUCACCCGACUACUCAUUUCAGUACAAAGGGCAAAGUCCUCGUCGUUCCAGUGGUUUCUGUCGCGAACGUCGCACAGCUCGCGGCUGACCUCCUCAUCGCUUCGCUUUCCUUGCAUCGCGUAGGCAUAUUCGACCCUAGGAGCUUAGUUCCCGUCGUUGGAGCUCGCGAAGACAAUCUUCCGGGCGUCACAACACCACUCGAGCUGUUUGGUCGCGAUGAUCUUAAUAUCGCAGUCAUACAACAACGUUCACCUGUAUUAAAGUCCUCGAAGCAGGAUUUUGUUGACUCCCUGUUGGAAUUCAUUCGUACCUCAGGAGUCUCAGCUGUCCUCGUCAUCGGCGGAGUAGAUAUGUCCAACAGGACUGAUCCUCAGAUGCUUACACCCACUUGUCAGAUCGUCCCACCUGGAACACCUGAUCUGACGUCUGGUCCACUGGCCGCUCUCACGACCCUGCCAAUACCCUUCUACGCUUCACCCGUCUCCCAAUUCCUGCAUACCGAUGCAGAAAUGACAGACAUACCUUUCAUACCAGGCGGAGGGUUAGCUCGUCGAAUAUUCUCCUCACUUUCUGACACAUGGCAAAUCCCGAUUGCAUGCCUGUUGCAAUAUGUCAUGGAGGGGGAUAACAGAGCAGACGCCCAGCUCAUGGCAGCUGUAGUAUCCAAGGUGUUGCAAGUAGAGGUCCCUAACUGGAAGCAACCUAGCAGUUGGGGUCAUGGUCUUUUCGGUACCCCUCAUGAUCAAACAUUGUACGGUUGA